GGGAUUCUCAAAGGAGGAAGGGAGCUCCACAGCGCAAAAGCUGAAGCUGCGAUCGGCAAAAUAUCGGACCAAGGCUUUCACGUCAUCCAACCCGUCUGCUUGGGCGUGAGGAGAAGGCACCUCCAAUCUAUUAGUUAGCUAUAUUCAUCUGCUUGUAAAAAGUCUCGAACUUGGUAUUUUUGAGGUGCUAGACGGCCAACUAGGUAUGGUGUCAGUACAGUUAGGCAGGAAGACACUCAUUAUUUGCUUACCCUAUUGCUUGUUGCGGCGAGUGGUUUCGGGGUUAGGUCACAGUAAUACUUGUUGGCCAGUCAGUUCUGGCUACCUUCAUGUCCGGUUUGAAGUCAUUUCCCAGGACUGGCUCUAUACAAUCUACCUAAGUAGUCCGACAGCAUGUGGUAAUACGAGUUGCCGCAUCAUAAUAGCUUGGUUCGAAGCCACGCUCAGGUCUUGCAUAAACUGUAAAGCAUCGCAUUAUGCGUUCAGUACUUCAGACCGUCAAUUGCUAGAAUAAAUUUAAAGAGGAAUGUGAAGGGAAGAAUUAUCUGAGUGGACGCAAGUAGAAAAUAUCAG
Pseudomassariella vexata is the source of this 573-nucleotide messenger RNA. RefSeq lists its product as uncharacterized. The record is from RefSeq and is a predicted model, not a curated record. Bases 206 to 514 code for a protein of 102 amino acids. The transcript is spliced from 2 exons. Lineage: Eukaryota; Fungi; Ascomycota; Sordariomycetes; Amphisphaeriales; Pseudomassariaceae.